Suillus clintonianus is the source of this 1051-nucleotide messenger RNA. RefSeq names its product dephospho-CoA kinase-domain-containing protein. Lineage: Eukaryota; Fungi; Basidiomycota; Agaricomycetes; Boletales; Suillaceae. The record is from RefSeq and is a predicted model, not a curated record. Bases 143 to 865 code for a protein of 240 amino acids. Gene Ontology annotation, biological process: coenzyme A biosynthetic process. The transcript has 4 exons. Gene Ontology annotation, molecular function: dephospho-CoA kinase activity; ATP binding.
GAGCUGUAAGGCAAGCUUGAGAUCUUAAUGACUCACUCAGUCUCACUGAGAGUCUGUCCAGAAUUCAACGUCACGUGGCGGAGCAUAGGCACGCUUCAGCCUUAGUUCAAGAGCGGUCAUCUUGAAAUCAAAGGAAUCUGCAAUGUUGGUUGUCGGUCUCACUGGGGGCAUCGCAACGGGCAAAUCCACUGUGUCCAACCUACUCAAGUCCCGACAAAUUCCAGUCAUCGACGCGGACGUCCUUGCACGAGAAGUUGUGCAACCUGGAACCAAAGGGCUCGCUCAAAUCGUCGCAUACUUCGGCUCUGAGGUGUUGCUCCAAGAUGGCACCCUCGACAGAAAGAAACUCGGUGCUAUCAUCUUCACCAGCGAAGCGAAGCGGAAGAAGUUGAAUUCUAUCAUUCAUCCUGCUGUCUCGCGUGCCAUUCUUUGGAAUGUGUUUUGGUGCUGGUUGAGAGGAGAGAAAUUGUGCGUUGUGGACGUCCCUCUUUUAAUAGAAGGAGGGCUGUGGAAAUGGAUGGGGAAGGUCAUCGUGGUGUACUGCUCAGCAGACAUUCAACUGCAGAGGCUCAUGGCGCGCGACAAUUCGUCCCGCGAAGACGCUUCAGCGCGCCUGAAUUCGCAGCUUCCAAUAGCGCAGAAAGUGCAGUAUGCCGACAUCGUCGUUGAUAAUUCUGGCACCUUGCAGGAUCUUGAAGAGCAAGUUCGUUUGUGUCUUCUGAAGUUAGAACGGAAAGUUGGAUGGUCAUGGAGGCUUAGUUGGCUUUUCCCCCCGUAUGCUUUGAUUUCGGCGCUGUGGACGUUGGGGUGGGGAUCUAUGAAACGAUCGCGACGACGGAGUCGGAGGCCACUCGAAGGAAGCUAGACCCUGAAGCUUGAAGGCUCAUGAUCUCUUAUCCGCUUGUGCUAUGCUACAUAUGUCACGAUGCAUAGACACUAAUGCAGAGUGCGAAAUGCGUAUCAUAAAAUAAUGGUGUAUGCGUAUGGUACAACAGGUCCUGCAAUUAUCCUGCCCAGGAGUGCCUGAUACUAUAUCAUGCAGGAAGUCCCA